UUGUAGUGGACCCUUGACGGUGCUACACAAUACUUUAUCCAUAUGCACACACGGAAAACUUGUCUUUCGUUCACUUGCUGUGUUUUCUAUGCUCGUCGUCGCUAACAACAAUGCAGUCGUGAACCUGCUUUCCAUAAUAGAUCUAAACAAAAUACCAUUAUUUGCACACAGUGGAUGGACAAUGGAUUCAAUGGCGAUACAGAAGCAUGAGCUUCCUCCGACCAACCAGAAACGCAUGGUGGCGUUCAUAAACCAUUUUGUUGUUAGUACCGCCACAUUCCUCAAUCAAUUUGCUUCUGAUUGUGAGAAUCGUUUGAUUCUCAUUGACCACAAAUUGCAAAACAUGGAAGCUUCCUUAAUGAUCUUGGAGGCGAAAUUGGCAUCCAUCGAUGUUCUGCAGAAUGCUAACAAUAACGGUACCACAGCGCAUUUACAGCCCACUACUUCCGAUCCUUCAUCCUCCGACACUGUUCUAGCUACGGAGGAAACACAACCAGCGACCAAUGCAAAGGCAGAUCCACAAUAUGAUCACUACUUUAAAAUGCUUCAUCUCGGCGUACCCUUGGGUGCAGUAAAGAACAAAAUAACUGCGGAAGGCCUGAACCCAAAUUAUAUUGACCAGUUUUUAUAAUAAAUGUGUUUCUGCCGGUUAAUCUGUUCACGAUUUCGGCAGCUGA
Anopheles cruzii is the source of this 677-nucleotide messenger RNA. RefSeq names its product WASH complex subunit 3 (gene CCDC53). The coding region runs from base 89 to 631 and encodes 180 amino acids. The transcript is spliced from 2 exons. The record is from RefSeq and is a predicted model, not a curated record. Gene Ontology annotation, cellular component: WASH complex. Lineage: Eukaryota; Metazoa; Arthropoda; Insecta; Diptera; Culicidae. Gene Ontology annotation, biological process: exocytosis; actin filament polymerization.